AAUGUAAAUUUGAAUCAUGGUUGUUUUUAUUAUCCUAUUGGUCUCCAGCUUUGUGGAAAGUAGUCUAGGAAAAAUAAUAGCUUACGAUGGAAAAAUAUUUGCUGGUAGCGGAUACGAUGAGUGUGAAUAUGUCCCUGUUGAAGAGAAAGAACUAUGUUUGGAGAAUAAGAAUAAGGUCCCUUGGUGGGGUUGGCUGGUUCUAGCAAUAGUUUUAGUCAUCAUUCUUCUUACAGUUACAAGAAUGAUUUAUGUACGCUGCAAAGAGGGUGAUAAGGUUAAAGAGAGAAAAGAGAGAAGGAAGUCUAAAAGAGUUCAUGGGGGCUGUGGUUGGACGAAGAGGAAAGACAGUGUUGGGGCUCAAGAAUAUAGAAGUGGCAAGAAGACCAGCUCAGCAAGUAACCAUAUACCCAUGGGAUACAUUCAAUCCUCAUCAGCUGAUUCAGAAUCUGUUUCCCCUGGCGGAUUUUCCAGGAACCAGGAGUUUACUCCUCCUAGUUCUCAAGGUUUGUCAGAUCAUCCAGGAGGUUCUGCAGAAUAUUCUCAAUAUCAGUCUCCUCUAGGAUACUAUCAACCUCAAUGCCAGCCUCAAUACCAACCCUCUAGCAGUGGAGGCUCUGUGGAGGGCAGUUUUCUUCAAAAUAUCCAAACCCCGGAAUUAUCUAACAAUCAAACUUAUCACUACCCAUCCCCACACUACACGCUACCAGACCAAACCCUGUCAGCUGUUUCCGGCGAGAACCAAGAAGCUAACCGUACUCUUACUUAUGCAGAGUUACGAAAGAAAGAACGAACAUCAGUUUAUGUGUAAUGUUUAUUCAUUUAAUAAAUGUCAUAUUGUUUAAUAUUACAGAUCCAAAUUUAACCAUAGAAACAGUCUUCAGUUUGAACAGUAUCUUCUAGUAGAGAGAUAUCAAUGCCAUAGCUCUCCAGAAGAUCAACUCCUUUUUGGAUCUAGUAAUAGAGUUGAAUAUUUAAUAAAUUUUAAAGGCAAUAGUCA
Eurytemora carolleeae is the source of this 997-nucleotide messenger RNA. RefSeq lists its product as uncharacterized. The transcript has 8 exons. The record is from RefSeq and is a predicted model, not a curated record. NCBI's taxonomy places the organism in Eukaryota, Metazoa, Arthropoda, Copepoda, Calanoida, Temoridae. Bases 17 to 808 code for a protein of 263 amino acids.